AUGACGACCUCGGCCCUGCGCCGGCAGGUGAAGAACAUCGUGCACAACUACUCAGAGGCGGAGAUCAAGGUGCGGGAGGCCACCUCCAACGACCCCUGGGGGCCUCCCAGCUCCCUGAUGUCGGAGAUCGCGGACCUCACCUUCAACACGGUGGCCUUCGCCGAGGUCAUGGGCAUGAUCUGGCGGCGGCUGAACGACAGCGGCAAGAACUGGCGCCACGUGUACAAAGCCCUCACCCUGCUGGACUACCUCAUCAAAACCGGCUCCGAGAAGGUGACCCACCAGUGCCGGGAGAACCUCUACACCAUCCAGACGCUGAAGGACUUCCAGUACGUGGACCGCGACGGCAAGGACCAGGGCAUCAACAUCCGGGAGAAGGUGAAGCAGGUGAUGGCGCUGCUCAAGGACGAGGAGCGGCUGAAGCAGGAGCGGGCGCACGCGCUGCAGACCAAGGAGCGCAUGGCCCUUGAGGGCAUGGGCAGCGGCAGCCACCAGGCCGCCUACGGCCGCCGCACUUCGCCCUACGGCGACGACUACGGCCGGACGCGGGGCUCGCCCUCCUCCUUUAACUCAUCGUCCUCAUCCCCACGGUUCGCCUCUGACCUGGAGCAAGCGAGGCCACAGACGACGGGCGAGGAGGAGCUGCAGCUGCAGCUCGCCCUGGCCAUGAGUCGGGAGGAGGCUGAGAAGAAGCCACUUCCUCCACUUUCCAGUACAGACGAAGAAAGGCAAUUGCAGCUAGCGCUCGCGCUGAGCAAAGAGGAGCACGAGAAGGAGGUGAGGGCUUGGCAAGGGGAGAACUCCCUGCUGCAGAGAGCCUUGGAAGAGACUGCCCAGGGUGGGGAGGAAGAGGAGGAAGAGGAUAAGAUGAAGAAAAGCCAGUCCUCUAUCCUGGAGCUGGCAGAUAUAUUCGGGCCGGUGCCAGCCCCCUCCAGCCACACGUCUGUCGACCCAUGGGAUGUGCCAGAUGUGAAACCCAAAGCGGAGCCGGUAGCCUGGACCGGCACGACAGACCCCUGGGUGCCAGUGCCGGCCGGCAGCGGGGAGCCCCUGCCCCAGGCAAGCGCCUCGUCCCAGCAAACCCCCGCCGGGCCCUGGGAUUUCCACCCCGCCACCGCCGAUCCGUGGGGGAAGGCACCUGCCCCUUCUGGCUUCUCUCCUGGGGACCCCUGGGGGACAACGUCCCCUCCUGCCCAGGGCUCCGGUGCUGUGCCGGCGACUGACCCUUGGGCUGCUGUGGCUGAGCCACCUCCUAACCCCGCUGCAGGGGGGGACGCUUUCGACCUGUUUGCAAAACCUCCCGAGGCGGCUGAGCAGCCGGAGCCGGAGCAUUCACAGCCGCCCUCCUCGGCCAAGUCCAGCAGCCCCGCGGAGCUGGACCUCUUCGGAGACCUGUUCCCCAGCACCAAGCAGGACGGGGCGAAGAGCUUUGACCUCACCAACCUGGCAGACUCCCUGGCCGAGUCCUGCAAGGAGCGGAAGGACUGUAAAACCCCCGAGGCCUUCCUUGGCCCCGCCGCCUCCUCCCUGGUCAACCUGGACUCCCUGGUCGCGCCGCCGCAGGCAGCCAAGACGCGCAACCCUUUCCUCUCGGGUCUCAGCACGCCGUCCCCCACCAACCCCUUCAGCCUCGCCGAGCAGCCCAAGCCCACGCUCAACCAGAUGCGGACCAGCUCGCCCGUGCCCGGCCUGCCCGCGGGCCUCCCUGUCAACGCCAUGACCUACAGCGCCUCGCUGCCGCUGCCGCUCAGCAGCGUCCCCGCCGCCCUCCCCGCCUCCGCCAGUGCCUUCCCCCAGGCCGGCGCCGGGCCCUUCCCCGAGCUCCCCAGCACCCUGCCGCAGCCCUUACUGCCGCUGAGCGGACCCCCAGCCCCCCCGGCCUCACAGGGGGGCCUCAACCCCUUCCUCUGA
Molecule: messenger RNA, 1911 nt
Organism: Cygnus atratus (black swan)
Lineage: Eukaryota; Metazoa; Chordata; Aves; Anseriformes; Anatidae
Gene: EPN3
Product: epsin 3
Exons: 9
Coding region: 1-1911 (636 amino acids)
Biological process (GO): endocytosis
Cellular component (GO): clathrin vesicle coat; plasma membrane; endosome
Molecular function (GO): clathrin binding; phospholipid binding
Source: RefSeq, a predicted model, not a curated record